UCUUGGUUAUCUCAAAAGCAUCUCCAUCUUAAUGUGUGCAAAAUGCAGCUUCAGGUCACCCACAUCUGGUCCCCUUAUAGUGCGCCCAGCCUCUGCGAAUGGCAGCACCCUACCCCAGCCACUCAGCCUGAGCCCAGGAGCCCUCCCUCAUCGGCCCUUCCUUCCUCUGUCCCCCACUCAAUCCAGACUUGUCUCUAAUUUUUGAAUCCCCCUCGGCCUGCCCACUUUUCUCCAUAGGCACCACCAUCUGCCUUUCUGUCUGCUUCCUUCAGUUGUCCACACCACAGUCAGAAUAAGCUUGUUAAAAUGAGAAACCCGUGCGUCAUGCUUUGCCUGUUAUCUUUGUGGAGCACUCUUUGUUCUAGGGCAGGUCUCCUUAACGGCUGCUUCAAGGUCCCGCACAGCUGGUCCAGCCUCUUCUUGCAUCCUCUCUCAAGCUGACUGCUUUGCUCUCCCCUCAUUUGCUGUUCCCUCUGCCUGGGAUUCUGUUCCUUGCCUAUUGGGGAAUUCUUACUAUUCCUGCGGAUCUGUCUCUUCAUACUUUGCUUAGAGAAGUGUUCUGUAACUUCCUCCCUGAUGAGGUCCAUGUCUUGUUUUGUAGGUCCUGAUCUGUCCCACCUCCUCUCCUUGGUAGCCCUGCUUUGGUGGCAAUUUUAUACCUACAUGCUUGUCAGCUCUCAGACACUCCUGGUGUUUUGAAAUGUUGGGGUACUUAAUAUGCCUAGCAGCCUCUGGGGCAUUGUUCUCAUUGGGAAUUUGCUUAGCCCGUAGGGGCACAGCUUACUCUUGUCUCACUCCUCUGUUGAUUAUGUCAGGCAGGGCAGGAAGGACGGAGAAGCCACAUGGGAGGGAAUAGAGGGCCUGGACAGUGCAAACGGAGGGCCCUUACGGGGAGAAAUGGCUGCUCCUGCCCUUCCUGCUUAGCUACCUCCCGUCCUGGCUGAGUCCACCAUAUGAACUGACCCGCCAUUGACGGACAUUUCCUGUGUCAGAGAUGCUCUAGGAAUGUUUUGGUCAGUCCCACAUUUUGGUUCUGUUCUGAACAGCUGACAAGAGCCAGAAGGUGAAAUUUCCGGCAGCUGCAGGAUGAGCAGGAGGGGGCGCCCUGGAGCAUGGCCAUCUGCUCUCAGCGUGAGUUGAGCUAAGCAAGUAUUUACUGGGUGCCUGCCACGUACCAGGAGUGGUGUUGUCUUCUGGGGCCACAAAGGUAAUUAAGUUCUGUGCCCACCCUGCCACCUGGGCAUGUGGUGGAGUCCGAAUGGAGUGACGGAGGUGAGAGUGGGAGCAAAGGACGCUGCACGGGGCGGCCCGAGCCAAGGCUGGGCACCUGGCUCUGAGUACCUUGACCUUGGUCUGGGGCCUGAGGGAGUGUGACCUGGGGAGGUUCCUGGUAGGCUGUGCGAGGGGCUGGUGUCUGUCCUCACCAGCUGGGGGCUGUCGCUGAGUGUGGUGAGUGACAAGACCCGGCCUAGGGCACAAAAGAGGAAAAGGAGAUGAGCUGAGCCGCUAAAAAGGCAACACGGGUCACAGUCCUAACCCAAACCGGCCGCACGUGGGGAAAAGUCAGUCUGAUUCUUAUCAAAUAUACUGAAACUCCGCUUCCUACUGAGGUACCCCUUCGUCAGACAUUUCCGUGGUAAAUGUAUGGCUGCUACGGUAGGUGAGAGAAACAGAUCACAGUGAGCCUCACGUCAUUUCAGAUUUUUCUGCCAAACCAUCUGUUGCCAAGUUCUGAAGAAAUGUUCAGUGUUCACAGAAGUUUUGACUUCUAGGAAAUGUGGGUUAGAGGUUAUAGGCCUGAAGCGAUACCUACACAUUUAGAGAGCCUGGCCUAUUGUGCGUGCAGCACACACAUUGGCUCUUACUGUCUUCACAGCAGCCCUGCGAGGGUCAGUGCCAUGAAGAUCCCAUUUUACAGGUGAGGAGAUGAGGGCACAGAGAAGGUAAGUGACAUGCCUGUCAUCACACAGCCCAUCGCUGGUGAAUCCAUAGUCCCCAUCCCUACCAGGCUGCAAACUUGGGAAUGGGAGGUCUGGUUGGGCAGUGAGCUUUCCUCCGAAGCUGGGGGAAGUUAAGUGCGAUGUCCAGCAGACCUGAGGAGGAUGUGGGUGGGGAGGUGCCAUGUGGACAGCUAGGAUGUGGGCUGGCUGGGCUUUGACAAAGUUCAGGUAAGCAGCGUCAUAAAGGUUGUGUAUGGAGCUUCAUGGAGACUUUAGAGGGGCUAUAACUGCAUUCUGAUUUUCUUCCUCUAGCUGUGCAAGAUGUGUGCUCUGGAGCCCCACAGAUGAAUGUUUUCAGCCGGCCGCUGCCUUGUCCCUGCAGACUGCACACCCCUGAGUGGGUCAGUGCCAUAGAGUUGCUCACAGGAGUGCAGAUUGUUAGACUCUGCACGUAAUGACAGCCCCAUGUCCCAAUUUCAUCAUGGCUUCAACUUCAAGUGGCCCUACCUCCGGGAAAGGUGCCGGCUUAAAGCCGAAAUCCACCAGGCUGCUCGAGGUUCUCAAUGCACUGGAGGAAGGGGGGUCUCCCCACAGGGAAGAGAUCUUCAUUGCACCACCUGACAGUGCCGCAGGGGAUUUCACCGAUGAGGACUCGGGAGACGAUGACGACCGGCGAGGCGCCCGCCUGCCUGGCAGUGUGCUGCAUGCUGCCGUAGUGCCGGAGGACUCUGGCUCUGGCGAGGAGGGGCACCUGUGGCCAUGGACAGCUGCCAGGCAGCAGCGGGCCCCCGUGGCACCUCAGCGCCAUUGGGCCAAAAGAGAUAUCCGGCCAGACUUCAGCAGCUGGACAGCCUCGGAUCCUCACAUGGAGGAUCUCAAAAGCCAGGAACUGAGUCCUGUGGGCCUUUUUGAGUUGUUCUUUGAUGAGGGAACGAUUAACUUCAUUGUUAAUGAAACCAAUCGUUACGCUUGGCAGAAGAGUGUCAACUUGGGUCUCACGGCCCAGGAACUAAAGUGUGUUUUGGGCAUUUUGAUUUUAAGUGGGUAUAUAUCCUAUCCAAGGAGAAGGAUGUUUUGGGAAACGUCUCCUGAUUCACAUCAUCAUCUUGUGGCAGAUGCAAUUAGAAGGGACAGGUUUGAACUCAUCUUUUCAUAUCUGCACUUUGCAGAUAACAGUGAGCUGGAUGAAAGCGAUAGGUUUGCCAAGGUCCGGCCUCUCAUCGUCCAGAUGAAUCGCAGCUUCCAGAAGCACGCGCCUCUGGAGGAGUUCUACAGCUUCGGGGCGUCCACGUGCGAGUACUUUGGGCACCGGGGGUCCAAGCGGCUGGCCGCAGGGAAGGCUGUGCGCCUGGGCUACGAGGUCUGGUGUGGGACCACCAGCCGGGGCUACUUGGUGUGGUUCGAGCCCGCACAGGGCACGCGGUUCACCAGGCCAGACAGGGGCCUGGACCUUGCAGGCAGCAUGGUGGUGCGGUUUGUGGAUGCGCUUCAGGAGCGUGGCCAUCUGCCGUACCACAUAUUUUUUGACAAGGUUUUUACAAGUGUCAAACUGAUGUCCAUUUUGAAGAAAAAGGGGGUAAAGGCCACAGGAACUGUUCGCGAGUACAGGACUGAGCGCUGUCCCCUCAAAGAUCCCAAAGAACUCAAGAAAAUGAAGAGGGGUUCCUUUGAUUACAGAGUGGACGAGAGCGAGGAGAUCAUCGUGUGCCGCUGGCAUGACAGCAGCGUGGUCGACAUCUGCUCCAAUGCCGUGGGCAUUGAGCCGCUGGUGCCAGGCAGCCACCAGGCGGGGACAGCCAAAACGCGUGCCCGCGUCCAGCGGCCAUCGCUGGUGAGGCUGUUCCAGGAGAAGGCGGGCGGCGUCAGCCGCAUGGACCAGAAUAUUGCCAAGUACAAGGUGAAGAUCCGCGGCAUGAAAUGGUACUCGAGCUUCAUCGGCUAUGUCAUCGAUGCCGCCCUCAGUAACGCGUGGCAGCUGCACGGGAUCUGCUGUGCUGACGCCCGGGUGGACCUGCUGGCCUUCCGCAGGUACGUGGCCUGUGUGUACCUGGAGAGCAAUGCGGACACCUCGUCACUGGGGAGGCAUGGCCGGCGGCUAGAGACUGAGAGCCGCUUCGACAUGAUUGGGCACUGGAUCGUCCACCAGGACAAGCGGACCCGCUGUGCCCUCUGCCACUCGCAGACCAACACCCGCUGCGAGAAGUGCCAGAAGGGCGUGCAUGCCAAGUGCUUCCGGGAGUACCACACCCGCUGAGCAGUGGUGGGUGAGCGCAGAUGCCUGGUGACAGGGACGUGUUUACAACGGGCUCGGCACUUGGAGCACAUGUGGUUUUGUGUGUGUUGGAAAAAAGACCUCAAUCCUUAGUGAUUUGGUUGUGUGUUUUCUCCCUACCUGCAUUGUAAUUAACUUUUUUGUCUAUAAUUACCUAUGCCUACGUGUAAUAUAAAUUAAUGUUUUUAUUAGUGAUCAUAAGUGUUUGUAAAUUACAUUUUAUACUGUUAUUUAUUUAAACUCAUGGACCCCUUUUUCUUCAAAUAAAAAUCUUGCUGUGGUUUAUAGCUGAGUUCCAGUAAGGACAAUCAAAUGUCACCAGGCACUUUAGAGAAAUUUUUGUGAACAGUAAAAAAUUGUAUGUUCUUAAUUGUAAUCUAAGAUACAGGCAAUAGUAUGUAGUUAACAGUAUGAUAAAGGAUAUCUUUUUUUAAAAAUGUUUUAUUAAGGUAUUAUUGAUAUACACUCUUAUGAAGGUUUCACAUGAAAAAACAAUGUGCUUAAUACAUUUACUCAUAUUAUCAAGUCCCCACCCAUACCCCAUUGCAGUCACUGCCCAUCAGUGUAGUAAGAUGCCACAGAUUCACUGUUUGCCUUCUCUGUGCUACACUGUUUUUCCCAUAACCCCUCACACCAUGUGUACUAAACAUAAUACCCCUCAAUCUCCUUCUCCCUCUCUCCCCACCCACCCUCCCACACCCCUCCCCUUUGGUAACUGCUAGUACCUUCUUGGAGUCUGAGUCUGCUGCUUGGAGUUUUGUUCCUUCAAUUUUGCUUCAUUUUUAUACUCCACAAAUGAGGGAAAUCAUUUGGCACUUGUCUUUCUCCACCUGACUAAUUUCACUGAGCAUAAUGUCCUCCAGCUCCAUCCAUGUUGUUGCAAAUGGUAGGAUUUCUUUCUUAUGUCUGAAUACUAUUGCAUUGUGUAUAUGUACCACACCUUCUUUAUCCAUUCGUCUACUGUUGGACACUUAGGUUGCUUCCAUAUCUUGGCUAUUGUAAAAAGUGCAGCAAUAAACAUAGGGGUGCAUAUGUC
Messenger RNA from Manis pentadactyla (Chinese pangolin), 5248 nucleotides. It is a transcript of the gene PGBD2, whose product is annotated as piggyBac transposable element derived 2. Gene Ontology annotation, molecular function: sequence-specific DNA binding. The coding region runs from base 2395 to 4194 and encodes 599 amino acids. Lineage: Eukaryota; Metazoa; Chordata; Mammalia; Pholidota; Manidae. The transcript is spliced from 3 exons. The record is from RefSeq and is a predicted model, not a curated record.